ACCGUACAGCCAGCCACCUAACUGCUCACUGCCUCCGCCCCUGCAACUAGUCCGGCACUUGCUAUUUGAGUGCGCACCUUCCUUUCUGCGUUACGUUCGUUGUCACUGCCUUUUACUGUUGCUCUGCCUGGCUGUAGCACUGACACUGACACAUCUACCCGAGUAAUUCUUCCACAUUGCCGCUUUGACGCUUAAGAAAGUUUUACAUGCCGUGUCUUUGGUACAAUGUCUUUGGUCAUGGCAUUCAGUCUUCGCUGAUAUUUUACCGCCAACGGUUGCAUUUGCAGUGAAAGCGCGCUCGGCAACAUUUGAAAGAAAAUAAUUUAGAUUUUAUUUGAAUUUUGGUGUGAAUGUUAUUUUACUUUUGAUUUUGUAGUAUUCAGUGAAUGUAACACGUUCUUUCGAUUAAAAUGGUAACUGUAUUGAAAAAUAUAUUUACGUGCGUGUAUUGAAUCAGUAAAACGAAGUGCGUGCUUUAUUGUGAGCAAAGAAGUUUUAAACAAUUUUGCAUUCGAACGGUCAAAUUACAUUUUGCAUGUUGUUUCAGGCGUUAAACUAACUAAAAAGGCUAAAAUAAUUCUAAACUCUGAGACAAUUUUUAAAUAAAACAAGGUCAACAUUUCACAUUAAAUGAGUGUUUGUACAAACUUCGUUAUUCAAUUUGAUUUUAAAGUUUUGAUUAAUUAACUGCGCUUUGCGUACCCAUACAUAAUUUGUUACACACAUACGAAUUAUUGAAACGGUUGAAUGCAGUACUUGCAAUAAAGUUUAUGCUAAAAAAAUUAGUUUGAAUUUCAUUAGAAGUCACUUAUCGCUACUCGAAGGCUGGGUGAAAACAUUUGCGCGUCUGCUCUUAAAAUCCACUUACACACUCAUCCAAACUUUACAAAAUCUUAAACUCAUCACACGUAAGAAAAAGGACAUUACACGAGAUUCACCAUCAGUUGCUGAAUGCGACAAUGGGCGAUAGUCGGGAACGUAUACGAGGGCCACCGCGUGAUGGACGUGAGUUCCUCACGAGUCCCAGGCAAGUGUUGCGUCGCUUGAUGUUACUCUCCGAGGGACGACAGUACAGGGAGGCGGCGGGAGUUGUGGGUCGACUGGGGCCUUCCGUGUUGCGUUCAGUCAUAGCAGAAUUGCCUAUCGACCUGCUUCUGGAGCAUUUGCCACACAGUGCUUAUCUACUGGAAUCGUUUUUUACCAGAUUAAUCACCGUCAAUCCCACACCAAAACCCGAUGUGCCAAUUGAAUCAGUUGUUUGGCAGCUGGUGCGUCUCUUCUCCCAUCCGCACGAAUCAGGUAUGCGGCAACGCUGCACCAAGCUCAUACAAGCCAUAGCGCAGUACGAACCGAAUUUGCGUCAAACCCUACGUGAACAGCGAAAAUCCUUAGACAAUGCUGUCCAAGGCCUAGGCGUGCACGGUCUCACAACAGACUCCACCGGGCAGCUAAUAUCUUUGCAUGUCGCACUCAAGACUGAGCUGCAAAGGCAUGUGGACAUAUACAAAAUGUCCAUACAUAAGCUGGAAGAACUUAGUAUGAAAACAGCGCAUCAAGAUCCUGCGCAUUCCUCACACCAGCGCUUACUCGCCAUUAACUACGGUGAUAUACAACAAAGACUCAUAGAGAACAAAACACUACUUACCAUGGUGGACAAGCCGGCACUGAAGCAAUUGGCCUGCCUCGUGGAGAACCUGAGUCAGCGUGUGGAAAACGACAAAGAGGUGUUAAAGUGUGUAGGCCAGGUGAAACGUUUGGAUGGUCAGGCGUGCAUAGAGAAACGGCCGGCGGCGGGGUUGUUGAUGAAUUUCGCGCGAGGUUGCGAAGCGGUCUUGCAGUUGAUGGGAGCCGAAGCUGGGCCCACAAGUCCGACCGGCCCGGGUAGUGGCAGCAGCACUUGCAGCGACGGUUAUCAUUCGGAUGACUCAGCGAAUGAGGAGACGAGCGAAAUGGUAACUCAGUAUCGUACCCUGUAUAUGGAGAACAGAGCGGACACGUUGGAAGCGUUGGACGGUCUGCCGCAGCUAAAAAAUGUUCAUAAUUUGAAAACAAAAAUCCUUUUCUCCAUAAUCGUGUUAUCUUUUCGUCUGUGUCAUGGAAUGCGUGAAAGGAAAGUGAUGGAGGUGCGCCGCACGUUGAAUUGCCCCUUAGACGCGUCGAACGAGAUCACACUCGCUUUGGAUCGAUCAGUGCGAACUUAUUUGCACGAAACUGUAGAAUUAUUUCCUUUGGGAGAAAUCGAACGUUCUGUGUUCAAUCAGGUGCUUUCCACAUUGCAUGAAUACCCCUGCCUGGAAUCGUGCCCACCCCUCACACACUUUGUUAGCGCUUGCGUGCGCUUAACUUGGCACAUGAUCAAUCAGAAGUCGCCAUAUUAUCUCGACAGUGAUUUCAAUCUGGGAUUUCUGCGCCCAGAGAAACAGGAACGCCAUCCCCAGUCCGAUCGCCGUUCCGAUCUUAUCAAAGCAUUCCUUUGGCCGGCGCUCAUGCAGAACAAUCGUUGUGUAUUUAAAGCUAUCGUAGCCACUUAG
Anastrepha ludens (Mexican fruit fly) is the source of this 2531-nucleotide messenger RNA. RefSeq lists its product as uncharacterized. Gene Ontology annotation, biological process: mitochondrial protein catabolic process; mitophagy by internal vacuole formation. The record is from RefSeq and is a predicted model, not a curated record. Lineage: Eukaryota; Metazoa; Arthropoda; Insecta; Diptera; Tephritidae. Gene Ontology annotation, cellular component: mitochondrial outer membrane. The coding region runs from base 960 to 2531 and encodes 523 amino acids. The transcript is spliced from 7 exons.